CUUAACUUUAAGAGCAGAGGCAACCAAGUAAUGCUUGAGACUCACGACUCGUCUUGUUUCAUCUCAUAGCCCUAGAAGGUACCACAUCCUUUUGAGACAUUUAUUAAAGAAACGAAAACUUCAUAAUGAAGCUGCCUUGGAAGACCAACCUCAUAUCCAGAAGUAUGUGUGGGAGGAAGGAAGAAACUCAACAAUGAGCAGAAUUUGACCUAAAAGGACCAUGAGGAGAACCAUGAACAUGUCACACGCACAUGAAUGCAGUCUGACAAAGUUAGUCAAUGCUUCGAUUAUGCUGCAACGGGAGAUGUAUGUCAAUGACACCAUGGAAAUUGACCCACCAACGCAUUACAUGAUACGGGAGUGGAUAAUUUACCCAUCCUAUUCAGGAAUGAACUUGUUUCUUAUACCAGUGAUCUUUUGCUGUGUGAUAGCACUCAUUUUUACUCCUUCUAUAUUAUUCUCUAUUUACUCCAACAUCAGCAUGCGCCGGGAAACAAGGUUCUUACUAUUGGGAAAUAUAGUGCUCUACGACUUGAUAUACCUCAUCCUGUAUUCAGUUAUCGCCAUAUGUAACGUAAUGAACUUGAAGAUGUCGAAACAUAUAUGUAUACUGAUUCUCUUUUUGUUGGCUGUUACCUACUGGGGAGGAGUCCUCAGUACAGCUUCAAUGGUGGUGGACACUUAUUUGGCAGUUCUAUGGCCACUACACUAUAUGUCAUUACUUUCUGCACGAAGAACUGAGAAAUUGUUAAUACUGCUGUGGAUCUCGUCCUUUUUCUUCCCUGCUAUUGUCUUUUUGGCUUUGUAUUUUACCCAAAAACCGGCACCAUGCCCUUUGGAACUAUGUUCCUUACCAGUGAUCCUACUCAUGGCAUUACAUGCAGAUGAUGCACUUAAACUGUGCUAUAUCUUGUUUGUUAUCAUUUUCCUGCUAUUGUUCUCUUUAAUCUUCUGCUGUUAUAUAGUCAUAUACUAUAAAACAAGGGAAACUGGAAUCUGGAAAAGUGUGUCUUCAAGAGCCAGUGUAACUUUCUUUUUGCAUCACACCAUAUUGUUCUUUUAUUUGAGCCCACUUCUCCUUCUGUUGUCAGAAUCAUUGCUCUAUAUGGGGAAGGUCAUCGGUUUAAGAACAGGAUUAUGGAUAACACAGACACUCUGCAAUGUAUUACUUGUCCUUCCAAAAGCUGCAUCACCUUGUUUGUAUGGACUUCGCUAUAGGGAAAUAUAUAAGUCACUAAAGCUCUUUUUAAGAUUGAGAAAACACAGACAUGUUGCACCGGUUAUAUCAGAUCGGUAA
Hyla sarda is the source of this 1297-nucleotide messenger RNA. Its product is annotated as probable G-protein coupled receptor 148. The record is from RefSeq and is a predicted model, not a curated record. Gene Ontology annotation, biological process: G protein-coupled receptor signaling pathway. NCBI's taxonomy places the organism in Eukaryota, Metazoa, Chordata, Amphibia, Anura, Hylidae. Gene Ontology annotation, cellular component: membrane. Gene Ontology annotation, molecular function: G protein-coupled receptor activity. Bases 221 to 1297 code for a protein of 358 amino acids. The transcript has a single exon.